Messenger RNA from Lactuca virosa, 1473 nucleotides. Lineage: Eukaryota; Viridiplantae; Streptophyta; Magnoliopsida; Asterales; Asteraceae. The record is from the annotation of a GenBank genome assembly.
UUAUUCGUCCAAAUAGCACCACCCUUCUUGUUUUGUCAAUAUACAUAAUUUUAUCAGUUCCUUCAACAUCAGCAGCCUCACUUUCCCCUUUGUUUUGUCACUUGCCCUCGUUCCGCAGUCCCAUCAUCCAUGGCUUCGUUUUCAAAUUUUCAUUUCAUCAUCGGCAUCAUCCUUCUUGUUAAUAUAGUUCAAGGAACUGGUGGCGAGAUUGUAUUCGAGGAAGGUUACACCGUCUCGACAGUUAUCGACGGCGACAAGCUUCACAUUAACCCUUACUCUGUCUUCUCCUUGUAUGGAUCAUCGUCCGAUCUGAUCAUUCUCGACUCCGUUAAAAGUACAUUUUACACAGUCUCGUUUUCCGAUUCUCAAGUGAGUGAGAUGGAGCUCUCUGGUAAUGGUGUUGCUGGGUACAAGGAUGGUGAUUUGGGGUCUGCCAUGUUCAAUAAGCCCAAAAGCUUUGCUCUUGAUAGGAAAAACAACAUCUACAUUGCAGACAAAACCAACCAUGUCAUAAGGAAAAUAACCAAAUCAGGCGUGACCACAAUUGCUGGAGGGUAUGUACAAAAGACAGGAAAAGCAGAUGGACCUGCACAAAACGCAUCAUUCUCUGAUGAUUUUGAAUUGGCUUUUGAUCCUCAAAGAUGUGCUCUAUUGAUCUCUGAUCAUGGUAAUAGAUUAGUCAGACAACUUGAUCUGAAGCCCAAUGAUUGUAGUGGCAGUUCUUCUGGAUCUGGAGUGGGGUCCACCACAGCUUGGAGUAUAGGCGUGAUAGUUGCUUGUAUUAUUGGGUUGAUAAUCGGGUUUGCCAUUCGUCCUUAUGUCCUUCCUCAUACAGGAAACAACAUCAGGCCAGGUCAGCAUGACAUGGAAGCAUUACCUAAUCAAUCUGGAGAAACAAGUGGCGACCUUUUGCUUCGUCAUCAGAAGCGCAAUUGUUAGCCAUAAACUCUCCCAAUUUCCAAUCAGACUUUUGAGGUUAUCUCUUUCUCAAAUCUCUCUAAUGUUUGGGCUUAACAUCAUUAGGCCUCCACCUACCCCUGUAAAACCUAUUGUGUCUUUGUUAGAUUGUGAUGACGUGGCACCUACGUGUGUGACAACUGUGUCUUUAUUAGAUAAGUUAGGUAACAGUGAGACAUCCAUAACCCAGGAUUUAGUUAACGAGUUGAAGGAUUUAGUUACUUUUGAUGCUACCCUUAAAAACCCUAAACCUUUGUUAGAUCAAGAAAAUGGUUAUGGUGUCAAAAAUGAAGAGAAGUCGAAGAUAGAUAGGCAGAUAUAUGCUAACUUUGAGGGUUUUGUGGAAAGUAGUAGUGCAACUUCAUCCGUUGUUGAAUCCUGGGGGAUUAGUUCUUAGUUUAGUUUAGUUUUGUUUUGUUUGUAAGUCAUAUGUCUGGUUUGCUACUUUUGUCUACUUGUUAAUGUGUUGAAAGUUUGAUGAAAUGUUAUGUAAAAAGUAUGAAUGAUAGCUUUCUA